GUGCGCCUAUGUUUUAAUGCGCAAUUCUUUCUCUCUAAUUUGGCGAAAUCAUUGAUAGGAAAUUCCACCGUAAACGCCAAAACCCCUUUUUUAGAAAACCCCAAUUUCAUAAUUUCAACAUCAAUCAUCUCAAUUCAAUUCAAUUCUUCGAACCACCUUCAUCAUCAAUCUCCCACAACAGCAUCGCGUUAGAAAAAACCUUUCUCAGGUGAUCAAGAGAGUUGGAACCUGCUUAUUCAUAUUACAGAUCAUCUGAACAAACGAGGGAGGGUACUAGUUUGCAGAGUUAUUUAAACUUCUGCGAGCUUAGAAUCCUCUCUCCUUGUUUUCGAAAGUUUUGUCAUUGAUUCGUGCUGUUGGGGGCUGCUCUUUAGCAUAGUGUGCAUCUGACACAGUCGAUAUUUCAGCGAUCUGUUGUGCUGAGAAGUGCGAGAGUCUUAGACUGAAAGAAGGGGAAAUUUUGAAACUGAAAUCAUGGGUUCCAUUUGUUCUUGUUUAAGUGUUGAUGAUUUUGAAGAUUACAUGAAUCCGCAUAGUCAUGUGUAUAGGAACUGCGUUUGUGUCGGUUGCUUCCUACAAAACAUUUCGGCUGUUUAUUCAUCAAUAUUCCAUAGAAGGGAAAUGCAGGCGCUUCCUUCAUCUGUACAGGGGGCGGCAUCUAUGACUAAUACAGCAUCACUUGAUAAUUCUCUAGCUGAGAUAUACCGUUCUCCUCCAAGGCCGUUACCUUAUGAUGCAGACCCUAGGCAUUUCCGCUCACAGCAUGACGGACUUGUUUCAAGACGUGAGAAGGGUUCCAGUCAUUUGAAUGAAGAGUCAGAACCUCUAAGGGUUGAUGUGGAUGUAGAUCCAGAAUCUUUGAGUUCGAGUGGUAAGUGGAAAGAAUCCACCGGAAAAGAUGGGUCAAAGGAAUACCGUUCCAAGUCCUCAGUAAGACUUUCGUCAGCAAAACUUACAACUGGAGCUGCGCUUGUGUAUGCAUCAUCAGAAGAGGAGGAUGUUUGUCCAACAUGUCUUGAAGAAUACACUGAAGAGAAUCCGAAGAUAGUGACAAAAUGUAAUCACCAUUAUCAUCUUGGUUGCAUAUACGAGUGGAUGGAGAGAAGUGACAGCUGUCCUGUUUGUGGGAAGGUGAUGUUAUUCGAUGAAUCGCCAUAAUCUUUCGUGAUUAAAUGUUUUUUGUCGUUGAUGAAACCAACAACAGAAGCAAAACGAAAAUACAACCAUACACAUUGUGAAUACUUCAGAUAAGCACUCAUCAUGUACAGUAAUAUAUAUCUAAGUUCUAUGAACCAUCAUGAUUGUAAGUUUGAACUCAUCAUGCUGUGUUUCCUCAUUUAUGCUUUUCUCCUCUGCUAAAACUGGCGAGGAAGAAAGAGUGCAAUUUCAGAUUGAAUCUUUGUCAUGGUUUCAACUUUCAGAGUUUGCCUUGUAAUGGAAUGAUUUCUUCUUUUUCAAGUUUAAUUAUUCUUCUUUUGUUA
Medicago truncatula (barrel medic) is the source of this 1481-nucleotide messenger RNA. RefSeq names its product E3 ubiquitin-protein ligase At3g02290. Lineage: Eukaryota; Viridiplantae; Streptophyta; Magnoliopsida; Fabales; Fabaceae. The transcript has 5 exons. The coding region runs from base 475 to 1158 and encodes 227 amino acids. The record is from RefSeq and is a predicted model, not a curated record. Gene Ontology annotation, molecular function: ubiquitin-protein transferase activity.